AUGUCCCAGGCCCAGCGCUUUGGGCUGGUGAGGAGCCUGGUUGCCAUUGAAGCCAAAUUAGUUGAAACAGAGAUGCCAGGCUACGGAAGCCUUUAUUAUAGAGAUGAUCUUCAACUGACAGACCGGGCAUCUGCAGCAGAGUACUUUUCUGCAAUCGCAAAGCGUGAGGUGGAAUGCAUUCGCACCGCUGCGCAAAAUGAACCCGGCCUCAUGGAUUUUGGAGGAAAGGAUACAGCGCGCGAAAUCCAUAUCAAUCUUCUCAACUACCCAACUUUGUUGCAUCGAGAUCUUCAUCUAGAGAACAUCUUCGUUGACAGCGCCGACCCAACCAAGAUAUCAGGCAUAAUCGACUGGCAGUCAACCUAUUCCGCUCCGCUCUUCAUGCAAGCGAGAUUCCCCUCAGUUUUCGACUGUGACGACCCUUACCCUUGGGGCGCGGUCUAUCCUGAACUACCAGACGAUUUCGCCGACAUGCCUGAGGAUGCAAAAGUAGAAGCACAGGAGCAGCUCAACAGAGUCCGCCUCAAAAAAUUCUACGAGAUGGCGUCACGCAAGUUCAACCCGGCAAUCCCUCGCGCCAUGGACGCAUUCCUCAAUGAAAAUGAUGAUCCAGUCUCCUUCAUUUUCCCUCUUCUUGAUCAGACAGCCGUUGAUGGCCCGAUACCACUGCAGGAACUACUUAUCCGGAGAUUUGAGCGGUGGGAUGAGAUGUGUGAGAGGCAGGGGGGUGGAUGCAUGAUUCCGUGCCCGAUUAACUAUUCGUCGGGAGAUAUUUCAAGAUUCCGAGCGGUAGUUGAGGAAUAUGCAGUGGCUCAUGGCAAGUUUACCAGCCUUCUGGCACAGGUUGGAGGAGGGAAGGAUGGGUGGGUGUCGAAUGAGGAGUUUGAGAAGGCCAUGCACUUGUUUAACCAGCAUAGUGGCGUGGUUAUUUUCACAUCCGGAACGACCGGCCCUCCGAACCAAGGCCCCAUGAUGCAGAUGGCCUUUAUAACACCUGGUUGA
Molecule: messenger RNA, 1002 nt
Organism: Histoplasma mississippiense
Lineage: Eukaryota; Fungi; Ascomycota; Eurotiomycetes; Onygenales; Ajellomycetaceae
Exons: 5
Coding region: 1-1002 (333 amino acids)
Cellular component (GO): mitochondrion
Source: RefSeq, a predicted model, not a curated record